CUGAAGCGCGACUUUCGUACUCGAUCCGACUGCAAGAGAAAGCUCAGAAAGGAAAAAGAGAGAGAGAGAGAGGCAGAAGAAAACGAUCCGUCGUUUGGGUGGGUGGAUCGAUUUUUGCCGGAAACUGAGUCAUUCGGAUUCGCAGAACCGCUCCCGGUGGAUCUUCGCAACUGGGAUCAAGCCUUCGUCUCUGCUUCCGGUUUUUCGACUUCUUCUUAAGCUAAUAAAGAUUUGAGAUUGGUGACUUGCGAGUGACAAAUCCAUAAGUUUCCACUCAAGAUGUCACGUGCUUAUGGAUACAUGGAUUCUCAUCCCCGUCAGAGCCACAUAAUGCCUAGCAGGCAACAUGGCCAGCCAAUGCCAGAUGAAAUUCCACCUCAACUGGGGAUCAAUCCGACCUUGUUUCCUGUUCCACAUGAGCCCUUGCCAUACCCAUAUGGUGGUAAUUGCAGCUAUCCUGCUCCAUGCCAUGCUUGCUAUAACCACAUGGCAACUCCUAGCUACUAUCACAGACCACCCUACCCUUACUUUUUCCAGCCACCACCGUUUAAUUGUUGGGGACCUUAUCCUGGGAAUGCUGAACCCUUUGCUAGUCAUAAUGAACUGCCUUAUCCAUCAGCUUAUCCAAUGGAACGACCGUAUGUGGUUCGAGAACACCAUUGCUGUGGAUGCCCUAAUCAUGUAUGCGACCCAAAGAAUGAAAAGGGUGUCAAGAUAGAAGAGCACGAGCCACUAGAUUCCAACAAGAAGGUUGAGAACUAUCCAGAGUCCUUGGUGCCAGCGAACUGGAGAAACUUUCCAUAUCCGAUUGUUUGGAUCCCACCUGAAAAUAACAGGAACAAAGAGCAGGGAAUCCAUGUCAAACCAAGGAUUAUGGAUCUUGAUACUGCUUCCCAGGAAAAGAAACCAGCUGUUUCAUCAUUGCAUAAGGAGCCUGCGUGGAAUAGUUGGUUUCCUCUCUUCAUGGGCAACUAUGACCAUUCCAAACCUGGAGGAGAAACGAAAAGAUCUGAUAAUCAGCAUACGCGCAAUAACGAAAGAAACUAUCCAUUUCCUGUCAUCUGGAUUCCUCCUUAUGAUAAACAAGAGGAGGCAGAGGCUAAGAAGGAACAGCAAAACAAUACACUGGAAUCUCCUGAAUCCAAUUUCAAGGUGUUCCCGAUACUGCUUCAUAACAAUCAUGAUAAAACUUCAGAUGGAGGAGUGGAAGUAAAUUAUAGAAAUGAAGUUGGGUCACACCAUCAGGAUGCGGAGAAGAACAUUGAUGUGAAAGACAUAGAACCUUAUGUGGGCAAGAAUAACUCCAGAGAUUCUCAAGAAGCAGCAGCAAAUGCCUUGAGCAAAAGAACUAUAGAUUCUCCUGUUGAUAGAGUCCCUGGAUUUGAUGCCAGAAAGUCGUUGUCAUCCUCGACCAAAACAUCAAAGUUGCCCCCGGUUUGUCUGAGAGUUGAUCCCUUGCCUAGGAAGAACGGCCGCAAUGGUAGUUCAAAAUCUCCUAGUCCUCCUGGUUCUGAAAUGAAAUCUCGCAGUUCAAGUGAUGCUCCCUCUACAGACAGCAACAAACACAAUUCACGCACCCAAAGCAUGAACAGAACUUCUGAGGAGCACCCGAAAAGGAAAGAAGUGAAAGUCAUUGAGGUGAAAGGGGCAACUUCCUGUCCAAGCAACAACAAUAGUGGAGAUUCACAAAGCGGUUUGCAGGUGGAACAUCCAGAAAAGAUUAAAGAGAACAAAGAUCACAGUGAGAAGGAGGAGGUUUGUGAAAUUAAAGAGGAUAAGGGAAUUCCAAUUGCAGGUGAUGAAAGCAUUGAAAAAAGAAGUGAAGAGUUGCAAGCGUCAAGGACUCUAUCUGAUGAAGAAGCUGCUAUGCGCAUUCAGUCAACCUAUCGUGGUUUCCAAGUAAGGAAAUGGGAGACCCUGAAGAAACUAAAGCAAAUGGCUAAGGUUCGUGAUGAAGUGACUAAGGUGAGGAAGAGUAUCGACGAGCUAGCAUCUUCAGAGGACACUUUGCCUGUUCAGGGGAAACUUGAAAGGCAGAAAGUACUCAUUGGAGAAUCUAUAAUGAAUCUUUUGCUGCGGCUUGAUACAAUUCAGGGAUUGCAUCCUAAUUUACGAGAUAUACGGAAAUCUUUGGCAAGGGAGUUAGUUGCUUUGCAGGAGGAGCUUGAUUCUUUGACAACGAAGAGCCUGGAGGAGUCUGUUGAUAACUCUGAUACUGCUAGGGAUGAUGAAAGUAUGGUCAGCGAGAAAGAACAUGAUGAGGAAGCAAAGAGACAGUUUGAAGAUAGUCUUUCAGUUAGUGAGAACAUUGGUGGUCAAUGUGAAUCAGAAGAAGAGCAACUUCUCAAAGCUGAAAAUUCAGUAUCUGAACAGUCAGAGAAUGCGUGUUCAGGUAUUGUUGAUGAUAAGACACAAGUGGUAUUCGAGGAUUUGAAAAGUGAAACAUCAGCAUCCUUGGAUGUGAAGUUGCAACAAGCUGCCUUGCAGCAUUGUACUAACGAAAUCGAUGAUGGCGAACCACCCAUGGUCAGCGUUAUGGAGCCUACAGAGACUGAUCCAAAUCGUCCUGCUGGAGAAAAGGAUGAGAGAGUAGAGUUGGCCACGAUGAACAAAAGUAAUUAUGAUUCUGGGGUUGAAGAUGAGAUGAGGCUGGCAUCUGAUUUGGGAGAUGGAAGCAGCACGAAGAUGGAGUUUAUGAGCACAGAUCAAGUAACUUCUGCUCUGCAAGCAUUGCCACAAGCAGAUGAGGAGAAAGAAACCAUAGCGGUCGACGGUGUGGGAGUGGAGCCUGCUACUUUUCCUGGCCCAACCUUGUGCACUGGAGAUGAAGACUUGAUAUCUCAUAGGGUAGAACCUGAAGUGGAAGUGGCAAGCAAGAUUCAUAUUGCAGAGGAGGAUGUUGCAGCUUCUGUGCUCAGCAAGCAUGGUAAGUUUGGCAAAGUAGAUUCUGUUCUCAAUGGACAUGAUAUGUGCAAUGAAGGGAGCGAUGCUAUUACUUCUCCAGAAAAUUGUGGCAAUCUGACCAUUGAGGUGCAGCAGCUGGAAGUGCCCAAAGCAAUAACUUCAGAUUCGGAAGAAGUUGACAAUGUGCAUCUAGAGCAACUAGUUGCACCGGUACCAGAUGAUUUGUCACCUGUUGGCUCUCUAAAGAGUGAGGAAUCUUCACAGGAUGCACCCAAUGGGGCGGAACGAGACCAGAGACAUGAAGAGGGUAAUAGCGAUGAAGCUCCUUUGCCACCUCGACCAGAAGCUCAGCUGGGGAUGUUAGAAUCCAAAGUGGAAACUUGUCAAGAUGUAAAUGAAGACAAGGCCAUUGUCUCUGCUGAUCUUAGCUGCAAUUGCUCUGACAUGUUGAACGGUGAAGCUCUAGCUUGGGAGAAGGAAGGAUUAAUUGCAGAAAACGUGGAGAAUACCGAUCUGACGACACGUGUUGGAGAGCAAGUGCAUGAACGAGAAGAUAAUCACGAGGAGGAGGUGGUUGUCAUUGCUUCGGAAAAAUCUGUCUCAGAUGAAGGUGCUGAGCAAGUUGAGCAGUCACCACCUAGUCACGAAGAUUCAAAUGCGAGCAGGCCCGUGGAGAAGACGGACGGCAACGAGAAACUAAUCAAAGAGAACGAGAAACUGAGGGAGAUGAUGGAGAAACUGAUGGAAGCCGGGAAAGAGCAGUUGAACGUGAUAUCUGAAUUGACUGUAAGAGUGAAGGAUUUGGAGACGAGAUUGGCCAGGAAUAAGAGGACAAAACCGAGAUGCAGAGCGGUGGCGGCGAAGCCUCGAUCUGCACAUGCCAAGUCAUGUGCGGAUUCUAUGAACUGAGGGCGGCUGAUGAAUUUUCUACAGGCAAAGUCUUUACAAGUUCCAGGGAGAUGAGAUUAUGGGGUGACUUGUGUACAUAUGGAACAAAUAAUAUUCUAUGCCAUGGAAUAGCUGUCUCUUGCCAAAGUUUGUCCUUCCUGUUACAGGCUUAUCGUUUCAACUAGUGUGUCGCAUGAUAA
Molecule: messenger RNA, 3992 nt
Organism: Rhodamnia argentea
Lineage: Eukaryota; Viridiplantae; Streptophyta; Magnoliopsida; Myrtales; Myrtaceae
Product: BAG family molecular chaperone regulator 6
Exons: 3
Coding region: 280-3813 (1177 amino acids)
Biological process (GO): protein folding
Cellular component (GO): plasmodesma
Molecular function (GO): protein-folding chaperone binding
Source: RefSeq, a predicted model, not a curated record